CGGGCGUGGAGAAGGGGAGGAGCUGUAGGCAGCGAGUGGCGCGCUGUCCCAGGUCGCAAACCAGUGCACCAGGCGGCGAGGAGCGCGGCGCAGGGAUGCUGCGAGCGGGAGCACCCACCGGAGACUUACCCCGGGCCAGAGAAGUCCACACCGGGACAACCAUCAUGGCGGUAGAGUUUGAUGGGGGCGUCGUGGUGGGAUCUGAUUCCCGGGUGUCUGCAGGAGAGGUGGUGGUGAACCGAGUGUUUGACAAGCUGUCCCCCCUGCACCAGCGCAUCUACUGUGCUCUCUCUGGCUCAGCUGCUGAUGCUCAGGCCAUAGCGGACAUGGCUGCCUACCAGCUGGAGCUCCAUGGAAUGGAAAUGGAGGAACUCCCACUCGUUCUGGCUGCUGCAAAUGUGGUGAGGAAUAUCACCUAUAAGUAUCGGGAGGACCUGUCUGCACAUCUCAUGGUAGCAGGCUGGGACCGACGCGAAGGAGGCCAGGUAUAUGGGACCAUGGGAGGGAUGCUGAUUCGACAGCCCUUUGCCAUCGGUGGCUCUGGCAGCACCUAUAUCUACGGUUACGUGGACGCGGCGUAUAAACGAGGCAUGUCCCCGGAGGAGUGCAGGCGCUUCACCACGAAUGCUAUUGCUCUGGCCAUGAACCGGGAUGGUUCCAGUGGGGGCGUCAUCUACCUGGUCACGAUCACAGCCGCUGGUGUGGACCAUCGAGUCAUCUUGGGCAACGAGCUGCCGAAAUUCUAUGACGAGUGAAUCUUUCUCAGACUUCCCUUCUUUAUUUUACAAUAAACUUUCUGGGACUGGAA
Lagenorhynchus albirostris (white-beaked dolphin) is the source of this 808-nucleotide messenger RNA. It is a transcript of the gene PSMB9, whose product is annotated as proteasome 20S subunit beta 9. The coding region runs from base 96 to 755 and encodes 219 amino acids. The record is from RefSeq and is a predicted model, not a curated record. Gene Ontology annotation, cellular component: proteasome core complex. Lineage: Eukaryota; Metazoa; Chordata; Mammalia; Artiodactyla; Delphinidae. Gene Ontology annotation, molecular function: threonine-type endopeptidase activity. The transcript has 6 exons.